AACGAGAUGCCACUUUCGAUGCGGUUCAUGCAUAAACCAUCGCGUUCCAAAGAGCUCCUAGAAAAGGCCACGGAUCCAACAAGACAGAAUUCAUUGUUGAACUCGCAUUUGGGGGACUCUGCAGUGGUUGACGGCCCUGGUUCUCCUUCGGGCCCCAACUCACCUGCGGAUGUAACCAAUUCUCCCUCUAACGACAAAUACAAGCUCGUUCGUAAAAAGUCAGGAGAACUUGUCAAGCCUUCUUUGAAAGACCCCAACGCUACUUACUUCAACAAGAAACGCUCUCAGUCGCUUCCAACAACACCCACAUACAAACAGGUUCAUUUUGGCGGCGAUAACGAUGUACGCUACUUCAAAAAGAAGGACAGACCCACAGCGAUUUCGGCCUCUAACUCUCCGACGCUCGAAGGAGCCGAGAUUCUCGUCAAGAGAAUCAACUUGGACAGUGAAGAGGAGACAGACGAUGAUAGCACAGACGAUUACUACGACGACGAGGGCGAGGAUGGCGAUGAACUAAACGGUCACUACUCCAAGUAUAGACAUCAUCAUCGCCACAACAAUCCUGAUGAGGACGACGAAGAGUACAACAACUUCAACUUGAACUCUACCGGUUCAACCAAGUACCCCAGGGCCAAGGCUAUUCGUAACAUCGACUGGCAAUUGAAGUUGCUCAACUUCCCACCUUUGUCGUACGAUACCAGAAUAAAACGUGAAGUUCCUGUCUUCUUGGAGAGACUUUUUAUCAGUGUUGACAAGAAGUAUCUCUUGGGGCAUAUAGCUGUGAAGAAUGUUGCAUUUGAGAAGUACCUCACAGUUAGAUACUCGUUGGAUAACUGGAUGACAAUCAUAGAAAUUCCUUCCCUCUAUGCUCCAGACAGACCAGAUAUCUUGAAGAAAAAUAAUUAUGACAGAUUCAUUUUCCAAGUGCCCUUAGAGAAUUUAUUUGAUAGCUUCAGAUUAUCGACCUCCUCGAGUGAAUCAAGUGACAGUAGCGACAAUAACGACUCCAACUCAGAAAAGUCACAGGAAAAGGUUUACCAACUCUGUAUCAAGUAUGUGGCUAACAAUGUGGACUUCUGGGAUAACAACGGAUUCAAGAACUAUGUCAUCAAGUUGAUCAAGACAAUCAAGACACCUGGCUCUGUGGCAUCUGCCAUCAAAUUUAACCCAAAGAUUCAGGACCAUGCUAAGAAACCAAAAUAUUCAUCUUCUUACUUAAAGAGAAUUGUCUCUGACAGUCAGAUCGAAUUGAAGGGCAAGAAAGAGGAUCCUUUCUACGUUCACGACAAUUCCUCGUCUGAUGUCAAUGACUUUGUGAAGAACAACUUCUACAUGUCGUCACCUUUGUUAUCUUCGUAUAACAACCAUGCCAGUAGAAACAUCAAGUUCAACCAAAAGCAUGGUGGAACGCUACCAAACUUUAGCUCUCCGAAACCAGCCUUUUCUACUGGAAAUGGUGAAGUUUCUCCUGACUCUUCACCUGAUGUUAUUCCUCAGAAAUCAAGAGAUUUCUUGAAUUCGAAGUCAUACAAGGAGUUGCUUGACAAUUACUGCUUCUUCUCUUCUCCAUCUACGAAUGAC
Molecule: messenger RNA, 1581 nt
Organism: Scheffersomyces stipitis CBS 6054
Lineage: Eukaryota; Fungi; Ascomycota; Pichiomycetes; Serinales; Debaryomycetaceae
Gene: GAC2
Exons: 4
Biological process (GO): regulation of glycogen biosynthetic process
Cellular component (GO): protein phosphatase type 1 complex
Molecular function (GO): glycogen binding; protein phosphatase 1 binding
Source: RefSeq, a predicted model, not a curated record